AUGGCAAGCUCAUGGGCUGGUGUGUUAACUUUGGUGGUUGUGCUAGUUGGGGGUGUUUUUGAGGUUCCUAUGGCAAGGGGAGACAUGAGCCCUAGCCAGUGCAAGGAGGAGCAGAGGCUCCUUGUGAAUGCAUGCCGGCCGGUCAUAUUCGGCCGCAGCCCCUCAGCCGCCUGCUGCCAACGUGUCAGGGUCACCCACGUCGAGUGUGUGUGCCCUGUUGUUACCCCUAAGUUGGCUGCACUCAUCGGAGUGGAACGCACCAUUAAGCAAAUCGAAGGCUGCGGAAGGACUGUUCCUCACAACUUCAAGUGUGGAAGUAUCACUACUCCAUGA
Molecule: messenger RNA, 333 nt
Organism: Theobroma cacao (cacao)
Lineage: Eukaryota; Viridiplantae; Streptophyta; Magnoliopsida; Malvales; Malvaceae
Source: RefSeq, a predicted model, not a curated record